GUGGAGCCAGCCGCUGACCUGCCGGCACUCGAGCAGCCGCAUCCUCUGCCCUGAACAGACCUUUAUUUUUUUUCUUUUUCUCUUUUUUCUUUUUUUCUUUUUUUCCCUUUUUUAAUCCUAUCUGCGCCAGAAAGCGGGGGGACAAAUUAAUAUAUUAUAAAUAUAUAUAUUUUAUAUAUAUAUAUAUGAAUGAAAGGCCGGCAGGAGCCCAGGUGCGCAUGGCUGCCCGCCUGACGUGAGCAGCCGGGCCGGCCGCCGCCGCCGCCGCCGCCGCCAUGGAGCACAUCCGGAUGCCCAAGGUGGAAAAUGUGCGAUUACUUGAUCGCUUAUCUUCAAGAAAAGCUGCAGUGGGAACCCUAUACUUAACAGCUACUCAUGUCAUAUUUGUGGAAAAUGGUUCUGAAACUCGUAAAGAAACCUGGGUUCUCCACAGCCAAAUUUCCUCUAUUGAGAAGCAGGCCACAACUGCCACAGGUUGCCCGUUGCUGAUCCGCUGCAAGAACUUCCAGGUUAUCCAGCUGGUCAUCCCUCAGGAGCGAGACUGCCACGAUGUCUAUAUCUCUCUAAUACGCCUGGCACGGCCAGUGAAAUAUGAAGAGUUGUAUUGCUUCUCAUUCAAUCCAAAAUUAGAUAAAGAAGAACGAGAGAAAGGCUGGAAGCUUGUGGACCUCAAUGAAGAAUAUAAUCGGAUGGGCAUUCCAAACAGCUACUGGCAGAUUAGUGAUGUAAACAGAGACUAUGGAGUCUGUGACUCCUAUCCUACAGAAGUGUAUGUACCAAAGUCUGCAACUGCACACAUCAUAGUGGGGAGCUCUAAAUUUCGGAGCCGAAGGCGUUUUCCAGCUCUUUCCUACUACUGCAAGGAUAAUAAUGCCUCGAUAUGUAGGAGCAGCCAGCCUUUAUCUGGCUUUAGUGCAAGAUGCCUUGAAGAUGAACAGAUGCUUCAGGCCAUCAGAAAAGCAAACCCAGGAAGUGAUUUUAUAUACGUUGUUGACACUCGGCCUAAACUCAAUGCAAUGGCAAACCGAGCAGCAGGGAAGGGAUAUGAAAAUGAAGACAACUACUCCAACAUCAAGUUUCAAUUCAUAGGCAUUGAGAACAUCCAUGUCAUGAGAAACAGCCUGCAGAAAAUGCUUGAAGUUUGUGAAAUGAAAUCGCCUUCAAUGAGUGACUUCCUGUGGGGCCUUGAAAAUUCUGGCUGGCUGAAGCAUAUAAAAGCCAUUAUGGAUGCUGGCAUUUUUAUUGCAAAGGCUGUGGCUGAGGAAGGUGUAAGUGUGCUUGUUCACUGCUCUGAUGGCUGGGAUAGAACAGCCCAGGUUUGCUCUGUAGCAAGCCUUUUCUUGGAUCCGCAUUACAGAACUAUGAAGGGAUUCAUGGUUUUAAUUGAAAAAGACUGGGUUUCCUUUGGUCACAAAUUUAAUCACAGGUAUGGCAAUUUAGAUGGAGAUCCAAAGGAGAUAUCCCCUGUUAUUGACCAGUUCAUUGAGUGUGUCUGGCAGCUAAUGGAACAGUUUCCUUGUGCCUUUGAGUUCAAUGAGAGAUUCCUGAUCCACAUACAACACCACAUCUAUUCCUGCCAGUUUGGUAAUUUCCUGUGUAACAGCCAGAAGGAGAGACGAGAGCUGAAAAUCCAAGAACGAACAUAUUCACUGUGGGCUCACUUGUGGAAAAAUCGUGCAGAUUACCUGAAUCCUUUGUACAGACCAGACCACAGUCAAACCUGGGGGACCCUGCACCCACAGAUGGCUCCCUGCAACUUCUUGUACAAAUUCUGGAGUGGUAUGUACAACCGCUUUGAAAAGGGGCUGCAUCCUCGACAGUCAGUCAUUGAUUAUCUGAUGGCAGUGAAGGAGGAGACUCAACAGCUGGAAGAAGAACUGGCAGUCUUGGGAGAGAGAUUGGCAAAUCUUCAAAAACUGCAAUUAAGUGGUAAUAAAGUCAAGAGUAAGCAGCAAGACCGAAGCAAGGAGUUAGUGCUUUCUGCUUCCAACAACAGCUUAGCUAACACUCCCCAAGAGUACAGCAAUGAUCUGAAAUCUUUCCCAUCCCGGAGCCCUUCACAAGGGGAUGAAGAAGAUUCAGCCUUGAUUUUGACACAGGACAACCUGAAAAGCUCUGAUCCUGACCUCUCAGCUAACAGUGACCAAGAGUCUGGUGUGGAGGACUUAAGCUGUAGGUCUCCAAGUGCAGGUGGCUGUUUGCCUAGCGAAGACAGUGGCAAGGAUUCAGAUGAAGCUGUAUGCCUGGCAGUCUGAAAUGCCUUCACAGCAGCAAGGAUCAAGAUGCAGCUGAGUCCUUCGUGGUCUGGAGCAACAACUUUUAAUCAGAUGAAGAAUGGGAAUUGUCUGUGGCCUGAAGAAGUAAUCCAAAGAAAGGGAACUGUGCAAUUAUGUAAGUAAAGAUUUAGCAGAACAAGCCAUUAUUAAAGACAUAAUGCUAAUCUCUGAUGUUAUGAAUAUUUAUUUAAGCCGAUGUGGUGUUUCCUUUCACUUUAUCAAUGCUGCACAUAAUUAUUCCUCACCCUGUACAUUUCCAUAAUUAUUUAUUGUACAAAUUAAUAGUUAUUCUCCAGAAACACAAAAUUCCGAAGUACUUUAUGUAUGGACAAAGCUGAAGGUUCAUUAGCACCAGGCUUACUGGUGUAUUAGUCAAAACUUUUUGUUGUAGAUUCUUUUUGCCGUUGGACAUACCUUAUAUUCCUUUCUUUUCCCAUGAGCAGUGUUGUUGUUUUUGUUUUGUUUUGUUUUUUUGAACUCCAGCAACUACUUUCCAUUUUCUCCUACUACGGUCCUUUAAGGCAGUGUAAAUCCAGCAAAUGAACAUGUUUGCUGAAGGGAACAAAUGCAGUAUUGAGCCCAAAGAUUCUUUACAAGCUGCAGCUGCUGAAUGUGACUGCAUCCCAAUUGUACUUGAUUCUCAACCAGUGCUGAAAGUUCAGAAGUUUCUGUGAGCGAAACUUCAAUCAAUAUAACAAUACUUAUAACAGUCUUUAUGGCAAAGAAUACCUUUAAAAUGAACGAUGUUAGGCCGUAAAAUUCUAAACAUAAUAAAAAUCCCGGCUAUUUUGACUCCUAAUCAGUGUUAUUUCAGUGGGAGUAAGACACACAUACUGCACAGGUGAUAAGGAGUCCAAACUCAUUCAUAAAAGUCAUUUAUGAAAGCACUGCUUAAAUUCAGAAUUAAAAGUUACUGCCAUACAAUAAUUCCUAUGAAGAAUAUUUCUUCCAAGUUUUGUUUAAAAAACAAAACCAAGGUGUUUUUAUCUGCACAAAAUUUUUCUCUUUUUAGCACUUGCCAACCUCAGAAGAGCAUAGUAAUGCUAAUUUAAGAAAAUGACUAAUUCAAAGAAUUUUUUUUUCCUUUUCUAAUAUUAAAGAUGGAGUGGAACAACAGAAUAGAAAAUAUAAUCUCAAGUUUGUUUUAAUAAUUUUCAACAGUAGGUACAAUAAGUUUUCAUAAUCACAGAUAUGGAAGUAAACCACUUAGGAUGUUUUGAAACACACUGAAAGGCCUCAACAUCAAGCUGUAGUGCUUCCAAGUCUUUUUUUUUUUUUUUUCUUUUUUUUUUCCCCUCCUUAAUAGGAAGGAAUUAACAAUAAAAUUAUUACAUCUGCUCUUACUGGCUUGGAGGCACUCAUGUGGUAUUGAGCUACAGUAAAGCAAAGCAUGGUAGUAAUGUAAGUUUACUUUGAUUGCACUUUGUACUUCUCCUUGAAGUACAGAUUUACAGGCUGAAUUAUAUAAAUAUACCUCAAUUUAGAAGCUUUAGAUUUUAUUAGUCCAGUUGCUUUUGUGAGAUGUCUUUUCAUUUUGUUCUAAGAACUUCUUAUUAAAAAUGAGUAGCUAAACUUCAGUAUUAUUAAUAUCCUAAGGAAGUUACUGUCUUUGAACAAAUAAUUCAAUUCUUAACAGCAAGAUUUAUCUUACUGCUGUGCUGGGAAGGCCAAGCCUCAGUUGAUAAAUCACUGUCACUCAAUUAAAAGUAGGGCUAUGAUAAAUUACAUGCUGCUGAAAAUCUACAGCCUUCUGGUUUUUAAUCUCCAUGGCUUUUUAUUAAACGAAUGUCCUGAUUUUAAUUGUACUUUUAAAAAUGUUUCAUAUUUUGAACGUAGCCUGUCAAAUUUAUGGCAUUAAAAGAAGUUUUGAAUGGGUUUUCUCAAAGUAAAGAAACAUGCUGUGAAGUCAGCAUUGAAAACAAAAUAUGUACAACUAUUCUUCCUAAAAAUGAGUUUGAGAGUGGGUAAUAUUAUUUCACAUCUUUAAAAUGUAGAAUUGUAUAUCAUGGUAUUGUACUGUAUUAGACAUGCUUAUAAACAAAUGCAGAACAGGAACAUAUGCAAACUCAAAGUACUAUCUUCAUGUUGCUUAUGCAAUUCCUUAUAACUAGCUUUACACCUGAAAUAUUGACAUACUAACAUUUUAAAUGAAGUUUCUGCUUAGCAGUCAGUCUGCUGUGAUGUGUCUUUGAAUCCUUGGAAUUUUGCACUACUACUAUUGUUUUCAUUGCAAUGCUAUGUAUUUGUGACAUUAGUGCUGAGAAACAAUUCCAAAUAAAUACGUAGGUCAUGGACAGAUGGUUACAUUACUUCAUAAUCCUGGAUGAAAUUAAGGUGGCUUUUUAUUUCACACUUGAAUCAAGUUGUUUAAGCUGCUAUUAAUUGACUUGAGUUUAUUACAUGGGAAUCUGUUACAUCCCUUUAAUUUUUCUAGGGAAUGCAGAAUACAAAGGAUGUGAAAACCACGCUAUGAACAAUUUUAUUUUUUUGGAGCCUUGCAGGGAUCCUCCCUCUGUUGCAAAUUCUUCUAAAUUUGGCAUAAACCCUCUGUAAUUUGCAAUAGGACACACAUGAGCAUAACAAACAGCUGAGAAGAAGGAAUUAGAAAAGCAUUAUAGGUUUUUGCAGAGUAAUUUUAACCUCAUUUCAUGGUGUUCUUUAGUAGGAAAAUAUGUAUCUAAAGGACACUGAAGUUAAUGGGAUCAAACAGUGAAUCAAAUAGCUGAUCUCUGGCUGAAGAAGGGAACGAAAAAGCACUGACCAGCUGCUUUACACACAACAUCAACAAAGGCAGUAAACUGGUAGUUGAUUCCGAGAAGUUGAGAAAUAAGAUGGAAAAAGUUGGAGGGGACAGCUGUAUGGGAACUGCUGAAUCAUGGCCUGAACCUCUGAUUGAUCACCUGAGGUGAGCAAUGAGCCACAGGAGCACAGGUGAAGGCAAUUUACCUGUGCUGCCGGAAGGGGUGGAGCCUGGCUGCACCUCUCCUAGACCCUUUCAAGAGUUGGCUACCAGUGGGGAAGGAUCUCUUCUGGAGAUCCACUCCACCAGAGUUUUCCACGCAAGCCCAGGAUACGGCUUUCUCUCUUAAGAGACCAUUCCUAGUCUUCAGUGGUAGUAAUUAAAACUCGGUCAGAAACACGACUAAAAGAUUUCUCACUUCUGCAUUUGAUCAAGGUCCAAAGUGGCAAAGCUGAAGCAGUAUGUACAAAGCAAAAAAGACAGUUAAAGAUUAGAUAUUACUCAGAACUAAUUUUUAUAGUCUUUUGCUUGUAGCGUUGGUUAGCAUAGCUGUACAUAUCUGACAGUCCUUGUCUUUCAGAAGGGUUUAGCAUGUAAAAUGAGCUGUGACAUCUAGGAAAGCUUUCUUCUAUAAUCCCCAACAGAAUGUACCAUUAACAGCAGUUGUAUGCUAUUUCCCCCUAAAAGGAAACCUAAUUGAUUUCAGACAUACUGCAGACCAGAGAAAUUUUAAAAUACCAUUGAGUUACAAUUGCUAUAUGGAGCAAUCAGUUCUGGAUUUAAGUAGCCUCUUGCCAAGAGGACUAAAAUCAAUUACAGAAAAAUAAAGAACAGGAGAACAUUUUGCGCUGAGAUCAGAUACUCUAACAGACACAACCAGGCUCAAUUAGCAGUUACAAAACAGAAUGGGCCGUCGCUCCCACCCCAAACUACUGCAACACCAAAAACACCAAAGUCACCUCCUUACUUUCACGUUUCUUUCAUUUAUUUCACUCUUCCAUUCGAUAAAACACCUCAAUAUGGAUGUGACACGGGAAGGUCUUCAGAAACCAGUCACUGUGUGCAACCUAUUACUCCAGACUGCUGAACACAUUUCAAAAGAUUGAAGGAUGUGCAUCUAACAGCAGUUUCAAUCCUCUUACACUUUAUAGGGAAUUGCUUGAAGCUCAAUUUACAAAUACACCUCACAUUUCUGCAAAAUAAGGUAAGGAACGUGCUUCACUAUGAACUAUCAGCAUGCUAGAUUCCAGUUACCUCUCACAGAGUAAUAAUUGGUGUUUUAUUAUGUGUUCUGGUGACAUUAAGAAAGCUAGCUUUAAGGGAAGUGUUUGCAUUGGCAUAACUAGUAUUAAACUAAAAGGACAACAAAAGAAAAUAAAAAGCAACAACACUGACAAAGACAGCAGCAGACUGGCAUAUCCUGCAAGAGCCAGAAGCAGGCUGGCCAUUCCUAUUUAUUUUACAGGAUAUCUGUAAUUGACUAAGUACACCACUGAUGGAUUCAGGGUGUUCUGAGCUUCUGUUCUACAGGAUGAGUUUUUAAAUGCUUUAAAAAAAAUAAA
Tympanuchus pallidicinctus (lesser prairie-chicken) is the source of this 6578-nucleotide messenger RNA. RefSeq names its product myotubularin related protein 7 (gene MTMR7). Gene Ontology annotation, molecular function: phosphatidylinositol phosphate phosphatase activity. NCBI's taxonomy places the organism in Eukaryota, Metazoa, Chordata, Aves, Galliformes, Phasianidae. The record is from RefSeq and is a predicted model, not a curated record. Gene Ontology annotation, biological process: phosphatidylinositol dephosphorylation. The transcript is spliced from 15 exons. The coding region runs from base 276 to 2255 and encodes 659 amino acids.